UGGGAAGCGUCUUGACUCAGUACAGCGGCGAAUUUACGCUAGCCAGAAAAAAAAUCAAAACAUACAACUUCGGGAGACAAGUGAGUGGCUGGAUGCCACUUUGUAUAUACACAACUAGGCAGAACAUUUUGUAGCAGACAGAGACUUUCAUCAUGCCGAAUAUGGAGAAACAACUGUUCAACCUCAAGUUUGCUGCCAAAGAGCUACAGCGCAACUCCAAGAAAUGUGACAAAGAGGAAAAGGCCGAAAAAGCAAAAGUGAAGCAGGCUGUCCAGAAGGGUAACAUGGAGGCAGCAAGGAUCCAUGCAGAGAAUGCCAUCCGUCAGAAGCAUCAGUCCCUUAACUUUUUGAGGAUGAGUGCACGUGUGGACGCUGUUGCUUCAAGGGUCCAGACUGCUGUGACCAUGAAUCAGGUAUCUAAAUCGAUGUCUGGAGUGGUCAAGUCCAUGGAUUCUACACUGAAAAGCAUGAACUUGGAGAAGAUCUCUGCGUUAAUGGACAAGUUUGAAAACCAAUUUGAAACUCUUGAUGUGCAGACAGCUCAGAUGGAAGACACCAUGAGUAGCACCACCACUCUCACAACACCUCAGAAUGACGUGGAUAUACUCAUGCGUGAAAUGGCCGAUGAAGCAGGGUUGGAUCUUAACCUGGAGCUCCCCUCGGGCCACACUUCGUCACUGGCUUCAUCUGUGGCUUCAACAGAGCAGGAUGAGCUUUCCCAGAGGCUGUCCAGACUGCGAGACCAGGUGUCAUAGCAGUGUAGGAAAUGACAAGGUCAUGAGGAGGGACGAGAUGAGGAGAAGCAAGAAGGGACGGAGUUAAAAACGGAAGAAUCAACAAAAAGUGCCAUUUGCCUGCAAGCUGUGUACCCUCCUGUGUGUUCCUGGUUUGUUGUUAGUGAGAAAUAAAGAAGCUGUCCAACAGCAGAGAAGGACUGAAAACAGGAUAUUAACCAACCUGAUACUAACUAAAACUAAAUGGAGACGCUCCAUAAAAAUGUAAUUUACACAUUCAUAUUUAAUAUGUAUUCUGAUUAUUUAUUGAAAAUCCUUUAAAUGUUAAACUCCGGAUAUGUUCCUGAACUACUUUUUGUGAGCAAAGUGUUGUGAAAAAAACCCCAAUAGUUUACUGUUUAUUUGCUUAUACCUCACUCUCAACUAGUUUUACACUAUGUAUACAAUGCAAAGAGCAAUAUAUUUAUGUAUUUAUCUAUUUAUUACAGACUGAAUGACUGACUAAGUAUUGCUAAGAGCAUGCUUGUAACUGUUGUGUCUUGACUGAGGCUGUGGAGACCUCUAGUGUCGUUUCCCUGUUCGUUUCUGUUCUCCAAUUUUUGGCUUUAGUGUUGAAACUUCUCUUUUUAUAUUUCCCCCCAAAAAAUAGGGCUCUGCAAAUGUUGGCUUUGAGUAUGCUUUCAAGACAGCAGGUAUGUUUAAGGAUUUUUUUUUGCAUGUAGCAGUUACCAGUCUUAUGGCUCACCACACACUUAUAUGCAAAGACGCAGUCAAUAAAGGCGUACAACAUGG
This is a messenger RNA of Labrus mixtus (cuckoo wrasse), 1526 nucleotides long. Its product is annotated as charged multivesicular body protein 1B1-like. Gene Ontology annotation, biological process: endosome transport via multivesicular body sorting pathway; protein transport; late endosome to vacuole transport. Bases 153 to 755 code for a protein of 200 amino acids. The transcript is spliced from 8 exons. NCBI's taxonomy places the organism in Eukaryota, Metazoa, Chordata, Actinopteri, Labriformes, Labridae. Gene Ontology annotation, cellular component: multivesicular body; ESCRT III complex. The record is from RefSeq and is a predicted model, not a curated record.